This is a messenger RNA of Marmota monax (woodchuck), 7196 nucleotides long. RefSeq names its product putative ankyrin repeat domain-containing protein 19. The record is from RefSeq and is a predicted model, not a curated record. The coding region runs from base 1027 to 2190 and encodes 387 amino acids. NCBI's taxonomy places the organism in Eukaryota, Metazoa, Chordata, Mammalia, Rodentia, Sciuridae. Gene Ontology annotation, molecular function: protein binding. The transcript is spliced from 12 exons.
AGGAUUGUGUUUGGUGGUUUUGUUUUUUACAGAGUCCCUGUGAAGCAGGCAUAGUGAGAACAGGCUCACUGCAGCUCAGUAGUUCCUCCAUCAGGGAACUUCAUCUUUGAGGAGAACAAAGCGAAAAGCCCCUUCCCCACCCUCCAAAGCAGCCCAGCGUUCAAGUGAUGGAAAUGGCCGAGUGAUUGGAGACCUCAGCAGUCUUGUGCAGCCAAGCAAUUGCAUCAUCACAACCAAGUCCCUGGAUUGGCACCGGCAGGUUUCCAUGUUUGGCCAGAGUUAUUUAGUGCUGAGCACCGCAUUGGCCAGAACUCCAGUCCUCCCACAAGUUGAAGCCAGGAGGGCUGUGAGAACUCCCUUGGCUCCAAACAGCAAAAGUUGUGCAUAGACCCCAACCUCAAGCGCUACUGCAGGGGAGAGGGGGACGACACAACAUUCCUGCGCUGCCUCCUACACUCUGGCCCAGACAAGGAACCGGUACCCUAUGCCACCUCCUGGGCAAGUUCUGCAGCGCCCCCUCCUGCAACACAAGCCAUCCUCCCCAUCUUCCCGGGAACUCUGCUUCCCGCUCGCCCUCCCUGCACAUCAUGUGGCCCCACCCCUAUAUUGUUGGACACAGCCCUGCCCUCAACUCAUAAGUGAAUGCAUGAUGCGCGCACGCUCGACGCGCGCACGCUCCACACGCGCACUGUGAACUACUUCUGUGCAGUGGGUUUCCUGCCGCCUAGAAGUUUCAGGCAGAUGGUGGAGAAGCCCGUGUCUUCAAGUAGCUGCGGACCUACCUUUGGAAGGCUGCCUGGCCUGCUCUGCUCCUGGCCAAGAAGCUUUGUCGCCCUCUGGGAUGAAGUCCCUUCUGGCUUUCCACUUUGCGGUUCCUGGUGAGGAUGUGAGGCCUCCCACAAAGGCAGUCUGGCGCUCACCCCUGUGCUCCUGUUGGACAUUGUGGAUCCCAGGGAGAGCCUCAGGUAGAGAGGGCACCAGUGUGUCCAGCAGUUUGUGGGGUGCAGCACUGGCUGGAGCGGCGUCAUGGGACCAGAGCUGGUUUCCAGGCAUCCAGAAGUGGCCAGUAGACAGUGGAGAAGCAUGUUCCUCAAGUACCUGAGAUCCCUCCUGCUGAACCUGGGAACAGAGCCUAGUUGCUGGAGAGAGAAUCUGAGGCUGACCAUGAAUCAGUGGAUUGGAGACACUUGGAGACCCUGCUUCAAGCUAGGAGGCACUGGUUUACAGUUGAGCAGAAACGCAGUGUGGGCUCUGGUUCAACAUCCACUUGGCAGACUCCAUCACCAGUGCUUAAGGAUGGAAGAGAGCUCCCCGAUCUGGAUUCUGCUUGACUCCAGGGGAAUGACACAAAUUGGAGAUGCAGGGUUCCUCUGUGGCUGUUGGUUUCCUCAGUGGCAAAAACUUCUGCAGUCUGUUUGGAGCAAGCACCUGAGAACCCCUCUACAUUAUGCCUGUGCCUAUGGCAAUCCAGCAGUGGUGGCUCUUCUAGUGAAGAGGAAAUGCAGUAUCGACUUGUGUGACAGUGAUGGCAACACACCAUUGAUGAAGGCCCUACAAUAUGAGGAAGAGGAAUGUGCAAUUAUUCUUCUAGAACAUGGUGCCAAUCCAAAUGUUCACAACAACAAGGGUGAAACUCCGCUCCACUAUGUUAUCUUGUAUAGGAACACAUUAAUAGCAACAAAACUGCUUUCAUCCAAUGCAGAUAUUGAAGCCAAAAACAUGCUUUCAGCGGACACAACAUCUUUGUAUGUGGUCCUGAUGAUUGAACCCGGGCCACACGCAUGCCUGAGUGGCCAAACACCACUUUUACUCACCAUAAAGAAAAACAGACAGAUGAUGGUAGAAUUUUUUAUUAAGAAUAAAGCAAACAUACAUGCAGUUGAUGAUAAUGGAAGAUCUAUCAAAAAAUCACACUCAGGUGAUUCCUUGUUUGCAAUGUUUGGGGGCAGCUAUGAAGCUCAUAUUAAGAACAUCCCAGAAAAAGGAGGAGAAUUUAUUGAAGCUUCCAGACAAUCCAUGAAGGAUGAAGUAAAAUAUGACACUGGGAACCAAAGGAGUGGAAAUGUACCUGACAACAGUAAACCUGCGAGUCGAAAGAAGGAAGUACUUGAAACCACACUUGUGCAGGCAAUCAAAAUAAAGAAUGAUUGUCCUUCAAUUCCAUCACCUGACUCAAAGGUAAUGUGUUAAAAAAAGCUUUCCAUUUUUUUAACAUAUCAUCUUCCAGGAAGAAAAACAUGCUAGAAAGAAAUAAGGCUACAGGGUUAUAGUAGAAAACAAGGAGAGCAACAGGUGAGGUAUAUGUAUAGAAUUAACAUUGCCAGAAAGUGGUGGGAAUAAACAGUUCUUCAGUGUGCCCUUAUGGAAGGAAAGAAAUAGAAAAGAAGGAAAAAGAACAGCUUUAUGAAUAUGAAGCUGAUAAAAGUGGAUGCAUACAAAGAAUUCAUUUAUGAAGGGAAAGCCAAGUGUCCAGAUUGAAUAAGAGAGUCAAGAUGGCUGAUACUUAAAAUAAGAAAUAUUGAAAUUAAAAAGAGCAGCAACUCAAUAUUAGGCCAAACAUAGGAAUGUUAGGGGAAGUACAUGCUGGACAAUAGAAUAAUGUGUUAUAUUUGUCUAUUACUUAGUCUUGACAUCCUUGAAUGACUAGGAGGCAGGGUGUGGGAUUACAGUCACAAUCAUUUGUUAUUAUAAUGAAUAGACAAAUAAGCAAAUGAAUGUGGCAUAUUUUAGAUGCUUAAGAAAUCAUUCAUUUCUUCUGUUCCUAUUAAAGCUUCAAGUAAUUUAUAUUUAGUAACAAUUAAUAUAGACUUAAUAUGUUGAUGGUCAGUGCUUGUUGGAUUAUAUCAAAAUGUUCUCUAUUGUCACAUAUAACUAAAAAGAAAUUAAUAAAAUAAAUAUAUAUGCAUAUAUAAAUAGUACUGCUAUUAAAAAAUACAAAUCCAAAUAAACGAGUAAUAGUGGUAGUGAACAUGAUAAAUGAAAAAUAAAUGAACUUCUAAAAAUUAAAAAAAGAUGAUCAGUUUUUAAAAAUUGAUACACAUUAAUUAUACAGAAUUUUCACAGUGGCAUAUUUUUACAUACAUAUAGAUCAAAUAUACUCCCCUAAUGCUAUCUGUAACAUUCCUUCCUCCAUACUCCCAAUUUUAUGUAUGCUAAUGGAUGAAAUUUAUUAUUCAUCUAUUUUUAUGUUGAACAUUUCCACCUCUAGUUUUCCAUGUGAGAGAAAUAUAUGAUACUUGUUUCCUGAGUCUGGCUUAUAUUAUUUAACAUUAUGCUUCCCUGUUUUAUCCAUUUUCCUAAAAUUAACUUAGUUUUGUUGUUCUCUAUGCAUAGAAAUCUUCCUUGUGUAUAUAUACCACAUUUUCUUUAUCCAUUCUUUUAUUAACUAGCAUCUAGCCUGAUUCUAUAACUUGCCUAUUAGUAAUAGUGUCAUGGCAAAGAUAGGUAUAUGUAUAUCUCUAAAAUAAGCUGACUUUAAUAUUUUCUGGUAAGUACUGAGUAGUAUAUUUGAAUAAUAAAGUAGUUCUAUGUUCAGUUUUUGAGUAGCCUUCAUAUGAAUUUCCAUAGGGAUAUAGUAAUUUAUGUUCCUGCCAUUCACAUAUAUGAGAUUUUUCUCCUCAUCUUCCCAGUAUUAUUUGCAUUCUUGAUGAUUGGUUUUUUAAAUGGUGGAAAUGGGAGCUUGAUGUUGUUUUGAUUUACAUAUUCCCGAUUGAUAAAGAUGUUAUUGGUUUUUUUUUGUUGUUGUUGUUUUUUUUUUUUUUUUUUUCCCUGAAGUGUUGGCCAUUUAUAUCUCUUAUUUUGAGAACUAGCUGUGCAUUUGCUCAUUUAUUGAAAAGGUUUUUGUUUUUCUGGUAUUAAGAUAUUUGCAUUAAUAUUUUUAGGAUAUUAAUCCUCUGUCAGAAGAGUAGCUGGCAAAGCUUUUCUCCAUUUCUGGAGGCUACCACUUCUUACUGUUUUGUGUUUCACUUACUAUGCAGGAAUUUUUCAGUUUGAUGCACCCUCUCUUAUCCAUUGUUGCUCUUAUUUUCUGAGCUGUAGGGGGCUCUAUUUAGGAAGUUAUUGCCUACAUACUGAAGUGUUUUCCAUAUAUUUUCUUGUAGCAUUUGUAAACCUUCUAGUCUGGUACAUAUGUCUUUAGUUCUUUCUGAAUAAACUCUUGUACAGUGUUAGAAAAUAGGCAUCUAGGUUUCUUCUUUUACAUAUGGAUAUCUAGUUUUUCCAACACUAUUUCUAAAAUGUCAUAUUUUCUCCAAAAUAUGUUUUUGGUGUCUUUGCCUAGUAUCACAUGACUGUACCUGUGUGGGUUUGCUCUCUCACUUCUCUUCUAUCCAUUGGUCUAUGGGUCUUUCUUUACACCAGGACCAUGGUUUUAUUACUAUGGCUCUGUUUUAUAUUUUGAAAUUGGCAUUGUGGUUUAUCCAUUGUGUAUCUUAUGAUCAGUAUCACUUUGUCUAAGUAUUGUUUGUUUGUUUGUUUUUCUUCCAUACAAAUUUAUAAGUAGUUAUUUUCCCCCCAUUACUGAGAACAAUACCAUUUGAAUUUGAAUGGGAAUACAUGGAAUCUAUAAUUCAUUUAUGGUACUAUGCCCAUUUUCACAAUAUUAAUUCUACUUCUCUAUGAACAUAACAGAUCUUUUAACUUCCUAUUGUUUUCUUAUUUUCCUUUUUCAUCAAUGUGUAAUUUUUCUUGAAGAGGUCAUUCACUUUCUUGUUUAGGGUUAUUCCUAGCUAUUUUUAAAGUUAUUUGAAUGAGCUAUUACUCUUGCUUUAUUCUCUCUAGGUUUGCUAUGGUAUAUAGACAAACAGUUUAUUUUUAUAUGUUUAUUUUGUAUCCUGUUACUCUGAUGAAUUCAUUCAUCAAAGUAGAAUUUUCAUAAUAUAUUAUUUAUGUUCUUCUGAGAAUAGGACUACAUCAUUUGCAUAUAGAAAUAAUUUAACAUUUUAACUUUCCUAUUUGAAUCCCUUUUAUUUCUUUCUCUUUUUCUAAAAUUUUAAGUACUGUGAUUAGUGAGAUUGGUGGCAAUGAACAUCUUUGUGUGUUUCUUGAUUUUAGAGAAAAUGUUCUUCAUUUUACUAUUGGCUUUGGAUUUGAUAUACUUGGUCUUUAUUAUCUUGUAAUAAAAUGCUCCUAUUUCUAAUCUCUCAGGGCUUUGUCAUGAGGGCCAUUGAAUUUGUCAAAGGAUUUUCCUGCAGCUUCUUAAAAGAUCAUGUAUUUUGCUCUUGAUUCUAUAUGUGGUGUAUCAGUUUUAUUGAUUUGCAUGUAUUGAAUCAUCCUGGAGCAAAAUCAGCUUUUAUCGAUUUUUUUUUUUUUUUGUAUGUGACUAGAGUCUCAAACCAGGAGCAUGGUACAAAGGAGCCACAUUCCCAGCACCUUUUAUUGUUCACUUUGAUAACAGAUCUCACUAAAUUUCCCAGGCUGGCUUUGAAAUUACAGUGUUCCUCAAACAACCUGAUGCUUUUCUGAGAGUAUACACCUAUACCACUAUGCCUGAUACGUAUAUUAUUUUGUAAUGUGUUGUUGAAUGUGGUUUGCAAAGAUUUUAUGAGAAUUUUUAUACUAUGUUCCUCAAGGAUAUUGAUAUCUAGGUUUUUCCUUGUUCUGUCCAAUAUUCACUUUUCCAGUCAGGGUAAUACUUUGCAGAAUUGCUUUGGAAGCAUCUUUCCUUUGCUUUUAAAUGUAAUGGGGGAUUAAUAUCAGUUCUUCUUUAAAUAUCUGAUAAAAUUUAGCCAUGUAUUCACCUCUGAACCUCUGGUCCAUAAGGCUUUUUAUUAUUGCUUCAACCUUCUUACUUGUUAUUGACUAUGUUUUUCUCUAUCUAUUUGAUUCAACAUUUUAUGACAUAUUUCAUUAAUAUCACUUAGAUUUAUUUAUCUUUCAAUUUUAUUCUUUAAAAUAGUCUAAAUUUUUCCCAUUCAUUGAAAUAUAAGUUUUCUAAUAGUCUCUAGAGAUCUUCUGUAUUUCAGUGGUAUCUGUUUUAAUAUUUCACUUUUUGUUUCUAGGUUUAUUCAUCUGUAACUUCUUUUUUCUUUUAGUUCCCUUGGCCAAGGGUUUAUCAAUUUUAUUUACCAUUUUAACAGUGAACUAUUUGUUUCAUUAUUACUAUGUCUUCUAAAAAAAUUAUCUAUUUUAUAAUUUUGGCUCUGACUUUAGUUAAUUAUUUUCUUGUAUUGGUUUUAGAAUUCAUUUACUGAAGUUUUUCUUAGAACUUGGGAUGCAUCAUGAGGUUUUUAAAUUGAAAUAUCUUAGAUUUUUAAAUGGAGGUAGCCCUUAGUAUAAACUGCCCUCAUACAACUGAUUUUGGUGGAUUAGUGGAGGGAUAUCUGAAGGGCUAGAAAAUGUACUGGGCAGUAAAAUUUGUCUAAAUAUGUUAUAUGCAUUUCUGUAUAAGUUAUAAUGAACCCACUAUCAUAUAUAUGUAUAUAUUAUAUCAAUAAAAGAAAAAAACAAACAACAGAAAAGAUCUGCUUUUAUUUUAACCCAUAAAUGUAUAGAUGUUGUGUUUUGAUUCUCAUGUGGUUCUCAGGUUUAUUUAAAACUUCCCUCCACUAAUUUCAUGAGUGACCCAACUGUAUUAUUCAUUCUCAGGUUUAUUUAAAACUUCCCUCCACUAAUUUCAUGAGUGACCCAACUGUAUUAUUCAUUCUUCAAGUGUCCAUGCAAUUUCUAUAGUUUUACUCACUGUUUGCUUCUUUUUAUUAAUUAGAUCAUCAUUUCACAUAUAAUAUUGAGGUUCAUUUUUAAAUAAUCAUGCAAGCAUGGUAUACAAUUUUCCAAUUUGAUCCCCAGUACUCUCCCUUCCCUACCUCUGUUAUCUCUCUUCUGCUCCACUGUUCUUUCUUGUAUUUAUUUGUAGUUGUUUUAAUUAGUGCAUCAUUGAUAUACAUAAAGGUCAAAUUCAGUGUGAUAUGUUCCUAAGUGUACAAAGGAAAAUUUGUUCAGAUUCAUUUCACCACACUUCCUCUAGCAGUCCCUCCAUCCCUCCUAAUCUCCUUCCUCGACUCCACUGACCUCUCUUCUUUUAGGGAACCCCCCAUUUUCCCUUGAUUUUUAUCUACCUUCUUAAUAUAAGGGAAAAUAUUCAGCCUUUGACUUUUUGAGUCUGAGCAGGAUAUUUACUUUCACUUAGUGGGACAUUUUCCAGUUCCAUUCAUUUACUAACAAAUGCCAUUAUUUCUUUCAAUUGAUGACUUACUGAG